Molecule: messenger RNA, 687 nt
Organism: Babesia microti strain RI
Lineage: Eukaryota; Apicomplexa; Aconoidasida; Piroplasmida; Babesiidae
Product: pre-mRNA-splicing factor ISY1
Exons: 1
Coding region: 1-687 (228 amino acids)
Biological process (GO): generation of catalytic spliceosome for second transesterification step; mRNA 3'-splice site recognition
Cellular component (GO): post-spliceosomal complex; Prp19 complex; post-mRNA release spliceosomal complex
Source: RefSeq, a predicted model, not a curated record
AUGGAAUCCCCUAUGGAUAAGACCAAUGCCAUGUUGAACAAAUGGGUUCGCAUGAAACGCGGUAUCGCGCAGUACAAUGCCCCGGAUGCCCCUGCGUUUGAUCCCAUGAAAAAACCGUCCGAUGUAUCUGAGGUUCAUAGUAUUAAGCAAGCGGAGUAUUGGAGAGGGCACUUAAUUAAAGAUAUAUCGGCGUGUAUUGAAAGGGUACAAAAUGCGAGUUUAGGGGAGAAUGCCAUAAGGGCAUUGAAUGAUGAGAUAAACCGGUUGAUUGGCCUUAAGAACAAAUGGGAUGAGAGGAUUAUGGAAUUGGGUGGACACAAUUAUAAAACAGCUUGGACUUCAGUUUAUGAGUGCUGGGAAUUGCAAGGCAGUGAGGGGUACAAGUAUUUUGGAGCAGCCAGAUAUCUUCCAGGAGUAAGGGAAAUUUUUGAGAAACAGGAGGCAGAUUUUCACAAAAAAUUGGCUCAGGAGUCUGGAAGAACCCGUGCUGAUUUAUUCAAAUGUAUAUCACCCGAGUACUAUGCGUUUACUUUCGACGAUACUGAGCUAGUACGUUGUGAACAGGAUCAGGAAUUCAAGAUUCACCAAGCCGAAUUACAGAAAAUGAAUUUGACCACCAAGCAGAUUCAGAAUAUCGCAUUUUAUCUAGACCACCAGGAAGUGCCUAUGAGGCUCGUUGUUGAUUAA